Cololabis saira (Pacific saury) is the source of this 3373-nucleotide messenger RNA. RefSeq names its product helicase, POLQ like (gene helq). The record is from RefSeq and is a predicted model, not a curated record. Gene Ontology annotation, molecular function: ATP binding; nucleic acid binding. Lineage: Eukaryota; Metazoa; Chordata; Actinopteri; Beloniformes; Belonidae.
CGUUUUGAACGCGAUGCGCGCUGGUGAUUCCGGUCAGGCUCGUUACUUCACCUUUACAACCAUUUAUCCUUAACUUACUACAGGUUUUAAAUCAUUUGCGAGUCAUUUGUUGUGCUGUCAGUUAUUUAUUUAGCGGCUAAAUAGGAACAAGUUGAGGAGGAAAGUUUUUGUAACCUUCCCUCUUAAAGUCGGCGUGUUUAACGAUGUCAUUGUUGGUUUAUAAUCCAUCACAAAGUGCGAGAAUCUGUUAGCCGGUGUGGGAGCUGCUGGAGCCGGACGGGGAUGAGUUCUGGGAAGAUCCAGGUGAAAAUCAAACGAGUCUGCGCCAGGAAGAGGUGUCGAGAUGUUGUGAAGACUCACCUGACACCUGCCCGGAGCAGACCAGCAUGCGAGGACCGGAGGAGCAUGGAGGACAGUCAGGCCCCGGAGUACUGCAGCGACGGAGAGGAUCUGUUCGGGGACUAUGACAGCAUCCUGGAGGACAGCUCUCUCCUGGCAAAGCUGGAUGAUGCUGAACAAAAUGAAAGACAGCGAGCAGUGCACCAUGGGAAUGUCACAACAGCCAUGGUCAGGAAUCCAACCCAUAUGGACAGUCUCACAGACUCCUUAUGUGAGCAGCUGGGAGACGAACAUUUCGAGGAAUUACCUGGCAGCCAGCUGCAGUUUGAAGAACAGGCAAAGAGGAGCCGGCUGCAGGCUGGAGAACAAACCUCCACGCCUGUUCAGAGAUCCAACAGGACGGUGGAGGCCGGACGACGCGCGAGCACGGACGAUAACGGCAAGAGGACCAGCAGAGUGAGGCGGAGCAUGGCUGACCAGCUGAAGAGGACGAUGCUUGGGAACGCUGCGUCUCCUGCCAGCGUCUCUCGAAUUGCAGUGUUGAAGGAAGCGGUGGUGUCUGAGGAGAUCAGCGUCGCCAUGCAGGCCAUGGAGACGAUAUCUGCUGAGACCACAGACCUUGGGCCUUUCUUUGGACUCCCCAGCAGAGUGAAGGAGCUGAUGCACAAGCUGAGAGGAAUCCAGAAGUUAUACGAGUGGCAGGAGACGUGUCUGAACCUGGACUGCGUUCAGCAGAGGAGGAACCUGAUCUACUCUCUUCCCACCAGCGGGGGGAAGACUCUGGUGGCGGAGAUCCUCAUCCUCAGGGAGCUGCUGUAGAAGAAGGACUGCCUCUUCAUCUUGCCUUACAUAUCGCUGGUCCAGGAGAAGGUGCGGGGGUUGGCCAGCUUCGGCCUGGAGCUGGACUUCAUGGUGGAGGAGUACGCCGGCAGCAAGGGCCGGUUUCCUCCGGUGAAGAGGAGGAACAAGAACUGCUUGUACGUGGCAACAAUAGAGAAGGCCCACAGCCUCGUCAACUCCCUGAUCGAGACCGGCAGGCUGGACAACCUGGGCCUGGUGGUGGUGGACGAGCUUCACAUGCUGGGCGAGGGCAGCAGGGGGGCCGUGAUCGAGAUGACUCUGGCCAAAGUCCAGUUCAUGAGCAGAACCACCCAGAUUAUUGGGAUGAGCGCCACUCUGGGAAAUAUCCAGGACCUGCAGGAGUUUCUGAGGGCAGAGAAUUACACCAACGACUUCAGGCCUGUGGAGCUGAAAGAAUAUGUCAAACUGAACGACACCAUCUACGAAGUUGACCCGAAGGAGGAGAACUGUUUCAGAUUCUCACGUCUGCUCAGCUUUAAAUACUCCAGUUCCAUGCAGAAGAUUGACCCGGAUCACAUCAUCGCCCUGGUAACUGAGGUCAUCCCUAAUCACUCGUGUCUGGUCUUCUGUCCCACCAAGAAGAACUGUGAAAACGUUGCUGCAAUGAUCUGCAAGUACCUGAAAGGGGACUUCCUGCAGCUCCACGAGGCGGAGAAGGCAUUCCUCCUGAGACAGCUGAAGGACAGCGGUAAUGGCUCGGUGUGUCCGGUGCUCCGGAGGACCGUGCCGUACGGCGUGGCCUACCACCACAGCGGCCUGACCUCGGAGGAGAGGAAGCUGGUGGAGGAGGCCUACUCCAGCGGCGUGCUCUGCCUCCUCACAUGCACCUCCACCCUGGCUGCAGGGGUCAACCUCCCUGCCCGCAGGGUGAUCCUGCGCUCGCCGUACGUGGCCACAGACUUCCUGAAGAGGAGCCAGUACAAGCAGAUGGUGGGCCGGGCCGGGCGGGCCGGCAUCGACACUCAGGGAGAGAGUAUCCUCAUCCUGCAGGAGAAGGACCGGAACCUGGCUAAAGAGCUUGUGUGUGCUCCGAUGGAGAAGUGUUACAGCAACCUGAUGCACGACGACGGAAAAGGACUCCUGAGUCUCAUCCUGUCACUGAUCGGACUAAACAUGGCCUCGUCGCUGCAGCAGAUCCAGGAGUUCCUGCGUGGCUCCCUGCUGUCCGUGCAGCAGCAGCAGCUGUGCGUGCAGACCAGUCUGCAGGACGUGGCGCAGAAGUGUGUGGACACGCUGGUGGACAAAGGCCUUGUGAUCGCCCACGCCGCAGACUCGCACAGUCCCACGCUGCAGGUCACUGAGCUGGGGAGGGCCACGUACAAGGGCUCGGUGGACCUGACCUACUGCGAGGUUCUGUACAAGGACCUGAGCAAAGGGCUGGAGGGGCUGCUGCUCAACAGCUGCCUGCACCUGGUGUACCUGGUGACGCCGUACGAGCUGGUCCCGCAGUGCAAACCCGACUGGAUGAUCUUCUUCAGGCAGUUCACCCUGCUGUCCGCUGCCGAGCAGAAGAUGUCUGCAGCCGUCGGCGUCCCCGAGAGCUUCGUGGCGAGAAAAGCUGCAGGACAGACGGUGAAAAAGAGCGUGAACCUGGUGGUGGUGAGCCGCAUGUACCUGGCUCUGGUGCUCUUCACCCUGCUGAAGGAGACCAACAUCUGGAACGUGGCGGAGCGGUUCCAGCUGAGCCGAGGAUUCAUCCAGACGCUGCUCACCUCCGCCUCGGCCUUCUGCUCCUGCGUGCUGCACUUCACCGAGGAGCUGGAGCAGUUCUGGCCGUUCAAAGCUCUGCUGGCGGAGCUGACGCGGCGGCUCAGUUACUGCGUGAAGGCGGAGCUCAUUCCUCUGAUGGAGGUGGCAGGAGUCAUGGAGUCGAGAGCGAAGCAGCUCUACGACGCCGGCUACAAGACGCUGACUCACCUGGCCAACGCCGACCCCGCCGUGCUCUGCAGGACCGUGGAGAACCUUCACAGGAAACAGGCCACCCUGAUCGUGGCCUCAGCUAAGAUGCUUCUGAAUGAGAAAGCUGCAGCUCUGCAGGAGGAAGUGGACGAGCUGCUGAUGCUGCCGGCUGACCUGCCACAGCUGGAAGAAAAGGACGGCAGAGCGUCAUCUCUUCCUGCCCGCUGACCUGCCACAGCUGGAACCCCAUCAGCACCUGCUGAUGCUUUCUUUU